UUGACAGCUAUUAUAGAUUCGUCGAUCGUGCAGCAGUGUGUGUGUUGAUCGAAAAUAAUCGAAAUAAAACAAUAUUGUGACAAUUUAUAAAACAUUUUAACAUGUGAGUGAUGAGUUGUACGGAAAAUGAAAGUGGACCUUUUGUCGUGUUCUUCUUACCAGCGGUCGUUGGCUGCCUGACGAUACUUCUGGCUAGACGCUGGGCAAACUCGCAAGUUAGCAAUACCUCGUCUACAGCCGUCUCUAGACGGCGAAAAAUCAUUAAAGACCCGCUUAUCAAGCGGCCCUUGCCGCCCAUAGCCUGUAAAAUGAUGCCGCCUGGAUCUAAAAAGGCUUCUGGUGUGAACAAGAAGGGAGCACUCCCAGUACCAGAUGAAGAAAUGAAUGGAGGUGGUAAGCGCAUAGGUCGUCCAGCACGCACCCCGCCUACCACUGCUCCCACCGUGAAUCUUCCCGAUGUGAAGUUAGCUGAAGGGCCAGUGGCCCCCAAACAUAUUCCCUUCCCCUACAUCCCUCAGGAUGGGACCCUUCUGUUUGAAGCUAUGACUUUUGUCUUCACUCUGGUAGCUACUGGCCUACAGUUCCUGAACUUGUACAGGACUGCUUGGUGGUUACCUCAUUCUUAUACUAAUCAGGCUAUGAAUUUCUACUUGAUAGAUCCUCACUUGGUGGCAUUUAUAGUAACGAUAAUAUCCCGUAAACUACUGCUCAGUAUCUGCCUAGCCAUCCUCAGAUUUGUGAUCGCGCCUAAACUUAUUCCUCAUGCUACUAUUGCUGCCAGAAUGUUUAUACUGGGCGUGGUGCUCGGCGCUUUAUCUUGGUGCACCUACUUUAUCAUGCUCAAGUAUCCAAUGGUGAAAAUAUUCUACCUGUGCUAUCCAGCUGUAAUCUACUUCCUUCUCUUCGGUCUACAAUCGAGUCCGUUCUUGGAGCUAAAUAACGCGGACCCGCCACUCCACUGCUGCACUCACGACGCGGCACAGAUACGCACAGAGGUCGAGGCGUUGAGACAAGACUUCAAUGUGAGGAUGAAGAAGAUCAUUUUCAACUCUGUGGUCGGGGCUUACUAUUCGAGUUUUAUACCGUGCUGUUUUGCACAGUCAUACCUAUACUACGAAGUAUACGCGGCGUCGCAGCAGACGGCGUUCGUGUGGGCGGGUCUGUUCGCGCGCUACGUGAGCCAGCUCGUGUCCGCGCACUACUGCGAUGUGCCGCACCGCGCCGCCGCGCAUCUCGGCCGCUGGCGACCCGACAACAACUUCACAGAAAGCAAUGAAGUACCGACGUGGUGUGCAGACCGCAUGUUCUCCCGCGGCGCCCGCGUGUCGCUGGACGGCCGCUACUACAUCGCCGUCACGCCGACAGUCGCCGCCGACCCGGCUAAUGUUGUGCAUGGCCGGUUUCAUACUGUGUUCGCAAACCCCUCGCUCCUGUUAUGCGGGACACUAUGCCUACAACUAUCACUAAUAGUCCUCCAACUGUGUCUACUCUUCAGUUCAAUCCAGUGGCACAACUUCCUAGCAAUAGUCAUACUUCUCUUCAUAAACUACUACACACUAUUCAAAAUGGUGCGAGAUUACCUCGUCGCAUGGAAAGUUUAUAAAGCAGAAAAUAUGAUACAAGACAAGAACGGCUCGUUACAACCAGUCUCCAAUUAAGUUUCUAAGUUUUGUUUAUUUAUUCCUAAGGUGAAUGUUGCCCGCGCACAAAAUUCUUUUUCUAAAUCUUGGUGCGGCCUUCUUCGCGUGUUGGGUUCGAUAUUUGAAUUCUAUUUUCUUUUUUUUUUUUAAGUAGAAAUUGUGUUCGUUAUAUUAGAUACUUUUUAGUGAAGAAUACAGUAGACAAAGUAGAAUUUAGUCAGUAGAUCUGUGUCGUUUUUAUUGAGGCAAUAUUUCCAGAUUCUAACCAAUUUCCAGAUUUUUUACUUCUUAGCAUAUAAGUCUUCCAUACUAUAGCCUCUUUAGCUUGAUAUCUUUUCAGUAAACUUUACUAUAGAAUCCAAUCUUUUUUACCAAUAUUAUUUCAUAUCUUGGAAAUUGCCCUGUCAAUUAUGAACAUUCCAUAAUUAAUAUAUGAACCCAACACAAUGAAGCAAGUUGUGCUAGAACCCUGUAAUUUGUUGAAUAUCUCAUUUUUGUGUCAAUUGUACUUAAUAUUUGUGAAGAACUGCGCUCAUAUAUUUGGUUUCUGAACAAAGUAACAACGUUACAUAGCAUUGAAUGUAAAAUUAUUAUAAGACUGAUGGCAAUUACACCAUUGCUUGCAGACCUUUGAACUCUGUCUUAGGUGAGCGAUUAGUGCUAUAGAAUAUAUAGCUUUGACCAUGUAUAGUAUUGCACGAAAUGUUUGGUAACAUGGGACAAUGGGUUACAUGUAUAAAGUGCGACGUAAUGUAGUAACGCCAAAAUUCUAUUCGAAACCAAGAUAAGGCACAAUAUGUUACCCUGAACAAUUAUAAGAAAACUGAACUUGCCAUAAAGGAAAGUUUUAUUUUUAAUUUAUAUUCUUACGACUUUUAUAGACCCCUGAAAUCUCUCAGCAUCGUCUAGUCAAUGGACUUGAAUGUAAGUUAAUUAUCGAUAAUAAAAACUUGAAUGAACA
This is a messenger RNA of Helicoverpa zea (corn earworm), 2601 nucleotides long. RefSeq names its product transmembrane protein 39A. Bases 111 to 1658 code for a protein of 515 amino acids. NCBI's taxonomy places the organism in Eukaryota, Metazoa, Arthropoda, Insecta, Lepidoptera, Noctuidae. The record is from RefSeq and is a predicted model, not a curated record. The transcript is spliced from 8 exons. Gene Ontology annotation, cellular component: membrane.